AUACUAGAACGCGUACUUUCGCGUACAAACACCCCCAUUAGCUCUGUGCUUCAGCUUGUCUUCAGGGUUCCUUGUUGAGGGCUCUCUUCGCAUCAUCUUGUCUUUCUGCUUUUACAACUUCUAGUUUUAGCCGUUAAAAUUAAAUUGGUAAAAUGAAGAAAGUAGCCCACAACAGCGACAUGGCAGCCACCGUGGCUCCCCGAACACCUCGGAAGGAUGAUGUCAACUAUAAGUUACAUUUCCGAAUGAUAAACGAGCAACAAGUGGAGGACAUCUGCAUUGAUAUCUUCUAUAAGCCACACACCAUCACACUCCUGACAGUUGCAGUGCUCAGCCUCAUGUACUUUGCGUUUACCAGGGAUGAUGAGCACUCUGACAACAACCUCCGAGUUGGUCUAUUUGUGGUUGUCUCCUUCUUCUUGGUCAUCAGUGUCUUGGCCUUUCCUAAUGGACCUUUUACCAGGCCUCACCCUGCAAUAUGGCGAAUGGUGUUUGGUCUCAGUGUUAUGUACUUCCUGUUUCUUGUCUUCCUCAUCUUCCUCAACUGGGACCAAGUAAAGAUACUGAUGUACUGGCUGGAUCCAAAUCUGCGCUACGCCACAAGGGAAGCCGAUAUCAUGGAAUAUGCUGUAAACUGUACAGUGAUAACAUGGGAGCGGAUCCUGAGUCACUUCGACAUCUUUGCGUUCGGCCACUUUGCAGGCUGGGCCAUGAAGGCUCUGCUCAUCCGCAGCUACGGCCUCUGUUGGACCAUCAGCAUCACCUGGGAACUCACUGAGCUGUUCUUCAUGCACCUGCUGCCAAACUUUGCGGAGUGCUGGUGGGAUCAGGUGAUACUGGACAUACUGUUGUGUAAUGGAGGGGGCAUCUGGCUUGGUAUGACCGCCUGCCGGUUUUUGGAGAUGAGGGCCUACCACUGGGCCAGCAUCAAGGAAAUCCACACCACCACGGGGAAGAUAAAGCGAGCUGUGCUUCAGUUCACUCCGGCCAGCUGGACUUAUGUGCGCUGGUUUGACCCAAAGUCCUCCUUCCAGAGGCUAGCAGGCAUCUAUCUCUUUAUGAUCCUAUGGCAGCUGACAGAGUUGAACACGUUCUUCCUUAAGCACAUCUUCGUCUUCCAGGCGUCUCACCCUCUCAGCUGGUGUCGUAUCCUCCUCAUUGGAGUCAUCACUGCACCCACUGUACGACAAUAUUAUGCAUACCUGACAGACACUCAGUGUAAACGAGUUGGCACCCAGUGCUGGGUGUUUGGGGCCAUUGCUUUCCUUGAGGCUCUUGCUUGUGUGAAAUUUGGUCACGACUUGUUUUCCAAGACACAAAUUCGCUCUGUAUUUCUGUGGCUGCUCUGUCUGGCACUCAUCACACUACUAUGUUUAUAUGGGAUGGUGUGGUAUGAGCAAAAUAAAAUGAAGAGCACUUGUGUGCAAAGUGAAGACUGUGAGGACAGCAGUGUUGUCGACUCACGUGGUUUUGUCCCAGAUGGCGUUGCAGCUCAGAGGGAGUCCUUGAGAAAUUUACAACCUACAAAACGGAGGAGAGCUACUGGGAGAAACAGAUUUGUGAAUGGCCAUGGAGGAAAGAGACAAUAAAUAACAGUGAUUCUGAGCAUUCACAUCCUCCUGUGAAAGAGUGGAGGAUACACUCAACAAGGGGGAUACAGUAUGCACUUACAUUUACUGAAAUAUUGUUAUAGACCUGCAGACUAGGCUGCUGAUUCUCUGUAUUCUCAGCACUAGUAGAUCUUUAAUACUGUAUGACACUGACAAAAUUGGUUUUCCAUUUAAUGUCAAAGAUAUUUUUAAACAGAUCUAAAUAACCAAGGAAUAUGCAAUGGUUUUGAAAGAGAAGAUGGCCUUAUUUGAACUGUAAAAACUAGCAUGCUAGACACAGCAUCGUCCAACACCCAACAUUUUCUACCUUAAACUACCGAAUGUUGUUUGGAUGCUUUGCACUGUGGGACAGGUUAAAUAUGUCCAGGUUAAAUAUGUCAGGGGUGUGCCAGCUUUAUCAGUGUGGUCUGGUUUACAAACCAGUCCACACCACCACCCUGAGUGCUACAGGCACUUUUUUGCACUUAACCUCUUUGACACCUCUUUGUUUUUGAAUAUUACUGUGUGCUAAAUUUAAUACCUUUACUACAAAACUAAAGAUCACAAUUAUUGUUGUGUAUUGUUGUGUAUGGUUUUUUUUGUAAGUCACUUGAAUUGGUGAGGAUUAUUUGUUGAUUUAUUAUAUUUGUGUUUGUAUAAUAAAUGCUAAAAGUGACCACAUUUUGCACUUAUCUAUAAUACAGUAAAGUACUGGUAUAUACAGUGCUGUAUGCUUUUCUUCAGUCAUAAAUUCAUCAUCAGGAAAAAUGUUUUUGUCUCCUUAAACUGAGCGGAGCAGCCAAGUGUUACUGAACCGACUGUAGCCUUUACAUGUUAUUCUUACCCUUUUUAGCUUUCAUUAAUGUGAUUAUUGGAACUGUUGAGAUGUUAUUUUUGCAAUUUUUGUGAGAUGUGAGCGGUGUACGAUAGGUGUACUGACAGAGAAUACUGUGACAUUCAAUGUAAUAGCACUGCUGUGUUGACAUUCAAUAGCAGAGGAUAAUCACUUGUGUGACUUGAUCCUUUUCAAAGUCAGUCUUUUUGAGUUUUUUUAGUGAUCCAAAUUAAUGAAAUGUGACGUUAAUACAACACAGUAAGUGACUGGUCAUAUAAGCUGUUCUUUAUAUUGUUGAAUGAUGUAGUAUAGUUUCAUAUUUAGUGUUAGAAAGUGUUCUACAACCUCCCAGUAGCUCAACCAAUGUCAGUUAAGGUCUGCUUAUUGAUUUUGAAUUUAUAUUAUUUGAAUGAAACUUUUCUUUCCUAGCCUGCCUCGGUGACUCCAGACUUUUGAUCAUAUACAAUGCUUUAAGUGUCAGACCACAGCGUAUUUAUUAUAAAAUGUUUAAAAUGUGUUGAUUGUAACCUCCAAUGCACUACUUGAUGUUGCUGGUUUAUGAUUUUUUUUUAUGGGUGAGUUUGCUUGUUUUUGUACACAUAAUUAAAUGAUCACAUAUCA
Siniperca chuatsi (mandarin fish) is the source of this 3045-nucleotide messenger RNA. It is a transcript of the gene ptdss1b, whose product is annotated as phosphatidylserine synthase 1b. Bases 153 to 1589 code for a protein of 478 amino acids. Gene Ontology annotation, molecular function: L-serine-phosphatidylethanolamine phosphatidyltransferase activity. NCBI's taxonomy places the organism in Eukaryota, Metazoa, Chordata, Actinopteri, Centrarchiformes, Sinipercidae. Gene Ontology annotation, biological process: phosphatidylserine biosynthetic process. The record is from RefSeq and is a predicted model, not a curated record. The transcript has 13 exons.